CUUCUCUCUAAACCUCCCAGAAUCAUUUCCUCCUCCUUCUCUCUUCAUUCUUCACCUCCAAAUCAUCAACCAAUCUUCAACAUCAAUUAAUCACUUUCUCAAUCAAGAUUAAGUCAAGAUUAGCACUAAGCUCCAAGGAUUAUCAUCUAUCACAAGUUUGAUCUUCCUUAUCUCUUUAAAUCUUGUACUUCAAUCAUGAAUUCAUCUAUUUCUAUGCUUCCAAACAUGUAUAGCUAAAUAAAUUUGGGGCUAGAAAUUGGUUAAUUAAUUGUUCUUAUCAUGUUUUAAUUUGUAUUGAUUUUAAUUGUUAAGUUUGUUCUAUUUAGAUUGUUGUGUCCAGGAAAUUAAUUAUGUUAUGUUUGUGAUAUAUAUUAUGAGUACUCAAUCAUAAACAUAUUGUUUGUUAAAUACACAAAUGAACACUUUCUGAACACACCGUUAAACUUCUUUUACCUUGUCCCGGAUUGAAGUUUUACGGGAGAAUUUAAUUAUUUAAUUAUAUUAUUUACACCACGGGGUUGGGUAAAUAAUAUAGUUAAUAAUUAAGGUUGUCGUUGUACUUAAACAACUAGUCUCGUUUUGGCCAUCACUGGGAAAUGUUGACUAGUUACUUAUUUUAGAUGACUUGUGUUGGGUCCUAAAAUAUUUAUCCACAACUUCUCACAAUCUAUCUACGAAUAAAAUUAGCAAUUAUUUCUUUCAAUUAAACAUUGAACAAUUAGUUACCAAUUUCUACCCCUACUUACUAUUGGUUGAACUUUGUGUUGAUAAAAAUCUCUCAUCUCAAUCACUUUUAUUUUAUUACUUUUCCAAGCAACCAAAAAAAAUCAAAAGAAAUGCACUCCCAACUUUAAUCCUUAGUUUGUGCUUAAUUAUUUUAUUUCCCGCUUCUCUGUGGUUCGACACCCUACUUCCUUGGGUAAAAAAAUAGUUGCAUGCCCAUUAUAUGCUACACACCACGUAGAUUGGAUUUGUCCUGGUUGGGUCCACUUUUAUCAAUACCCGUUUGAGAAGCUCUGUGUACGAUUCCCCUUCUCUGAGUUGAUUUGUCCUUCACUUCUGCGGAUUUGGGCUUUACUUAUGACCUACGAACAUCGGGAAAAGGGAGAUUCAUAUUGAAGAUUAAACCAGGUAUGGAACCCCUGAUUUUGGGCAUUGAUAACGCGAAUAACAGAGGCUAGUUGAUCAAAUUCUUCUUCAUCGAAAGAUCGACAUUGGGCGAGCCCAGAAGCCUUUUUCCGACCGUCUGAAAGUUGCAGGAGAAGUGAAAAUUAUCCCUCUAGAAUUUGGUCCUACGGCAAAGGAAAGGACCAAUGCUUCCUGGCUUUAAACCCUAAAGCCAGCCUUUACUCGAACCUCAAGCCAGAAUUUCGAGAUUUGUCAGCAGUUUCUUUUGAAAGUUCUGAAAAGGAUGAUGAUGUGGUGAGCAUUACUAGAGAUGUCGACGUUCAGCCUAUCAAAGAAGAAUGUGCCUCGGUGUUUCGUGCUCCUUCCCCCGUUGUUCCUUCUGCGCACGUUACUGGUAUUUUCUGCUGUUGUUGUUGCCAUUUGUAAUUGUUGUUGUUGUUGUGUUUUUUUAUAUGAAUGUUUGGAAUUCGACACAGCUGCCUCAUCUUCUUUUGGUCUGCGUAGAGCCCUCGAUCCCCCACUUCCUUCUUCUACCAGUGUUGCUCCGGCGACAACUUGUUCCUUGCCGCCUCCAUCUCUGCUUCCUAAGACAGAUUCCAUCUCGAACGAAAUUACCCCUUUGAAGCUUGAAUUCUCCUCAGAGUUUUGCCGCCUUGACAAUGCACUGAAGAUGAAAGACGAAGUUGCCCAGAUGCUCCUUCCCCCUGCUAUCAAUGUCUUCUCUGGUUUUACUAAUGUUGACAUUUUGUCGACAUCUUCAGCUCUGGCUUGUAGCUCAUUUGUAGCUCUGACAUUUCUAGGUAAGUCUAAAUUCUCACUUGUAGCUCAUUUUGUUUUUUAUGCCUGAAUGAUGCAUCAUACUCUGUCUCCUAUUUAUAAAUUUCAAUUGAUACAAACCAAUUUGGCUGACGCCAAGCGUCUACAAGCUUUGGAGAGUGAUUUGAUAUCAUCUCGAUGUGCUGAAGAGGAGGCAAAAGAAAAACUCUCUAAUCUUGCACAACUGAAUUUCAAUCUAGAGGAUAAGGUAGCAUCUCAAGCUCGGGUGAUUGACGAGUUAAGAGAGGAUUUGAGGGUCAAGACGAGUACGUUUAAGCUACUUGAAGAGUAUGGCAGGAAGAAGAGACAAGAAGUGGUAGAUGCAGCAGGGUUUUACACUUGGCAAACAAUAAAAGAACAUCAUGAAAUCAUUUCUAGCUGGUGAGUCGAACAAGUGGACACCUGAGGAAGACAUCGCUCUUUGGACGAAGCAUUUUGAAGGAGUUGAACCCCCGGUAGGUGAUGACGGCUUUGACUUGGGUGCAUUUGAUACCGAGGUUGAGUCUGCCCCUGCACCUCAGUCUUGACGUGGUUGCUUAGUUUUUAUUUAAACAAUCCUUUUUGCCUGAACACUUUAAUUUUUGAGUGCUUGAAUACUUUUAUGACCACACCGACUGGUAGUUUAUUCGGCGUUCGGUGGUCUUUGUAAUUAGAAGUGUCACAAACAUCUGACGGUUUAACUUGAUUUCGUCUACUUAUUGGUUUGCUAAAAAGUCUUAAACAUCGUGUUGUCGUAUGCAUGCAAAGGUUAUGCUUAUAUGUUG
Cuscuta epithymum is the source of this 2708-nucleotide messenger RNA. The record is from the annotation of a GenBank genome assembly. Lineage: Eukaryota; Viridiplantae; Streptophyta; Magnoliopsida; Solanales; Convolvulaceae.